GGAUUACCACUGACUGGGUGCUUUGGUGGUUUAUUUUCGCCUCCCGGGCCGCGCUCUCUCUCUUUUCGCCCUGCCGGCUCACAUGCUUCCUUUUGCUCUGUUCGCCCUGGCGCCAUUGCUCAAACCACCGGAUCAUCGUUGCGUGCCGGUGGCCCUGCACGACGGAGUUCCUCUUCUUGCCUCUUCUUCGAGUGCGCAGAUUGCCUUCAUCAUCACCAUCCUCUUCUCCUCUGUUUCUGGUUCCUGCUUACUCUGCCCAGAACAGGGCGCUCCACUGGAUUGCUGGGCCCUUUUCUCUAUUUUUUCUGCUCCUCUUCUCCACGGCCAAGCAGCGAAGCGGCCCGGUGGACCAAACCGGCUUCUCGACUCCCGCGCAAAGAGCGAGGCGUGGCCAUCAGAACUUGGAUCCGAACUAGCUCGCGGUGCCUUUUUCUUCCCUUUUCCUCUGGUCUCUCGCAUCUCGCGUUGUUUCCUCCCUCUGCGCCUGGAUUUGCCCGCCUCUCUCGUCCCCUUCUUUGCUUAGACACCACCCCGGACCGGCCUGCCAUCUGCGCUGCACGCACUAUUGCGACGUAUCCGCUCUCGUCUCCGCCCAGCCGUGCAAUCGCAGAAGCACGAAGGCGAGAUUGCCAGAGGGGGAUCGGGACGGAUCCCCACAUCUGUUGUGCGUGGUUGACGCUUCCCCGGAUUUGCUCGUCGUCGGCGUCGGUGCCGCUCAACCACCGCCAUGUCAUCGUCGUCGUCGUCGCAGAGUCGGGUC
Trichoderma asperellum CBS 433.97 is the source of this 760-nucleotide messenger RNA. NCBI's taxonomy places the organism in Eukaryota, Fungi, Ascomycota, Sordariomycetes, Hypocreales, Hypocreaceae. The record is from RefSeq and is a predicted model, not a curated record.